Messenger RNA from Dibothriocephalus latus, 345 nucleotides. Lineage: Eukaryota; Metazoa; Platyhelminthes; Cestoda; Diphyllobothriidea; Diphyllobothriidae. The record is from the annotation of a GenBank genome assembly.
AUGUACACCGCAUUUUUGGGAGGCGUUACAGCAUUCACAUGGGACCACGUAGCGAAAAUGAAUGGCGCUUCAAACAUUUUCUUCGGUUGGGGUGGUGAAGAUGACGACAUGCAUAUGCGAUUAAAACUGAACAAUAUGACUGUGGAUCUACCUGCACCGCGCGAGGGAAUUUUUGACGAAUUUGAUUCAAAUCAUGCGCGUGAACGCAAUCCUGAAAGAUUCGCACUAAUUACUCAAGAGAAUGUAACUGCCCGCUGGCGAAACGAUGGAAUUGAGCAAACACGCUACCGCAUUAUAAACAGAAUUGACUAUGAUCUUUUUGUCUGGCUUUUUGCUUCUAUUUAA